Tribolium madens (black flour beetle) is the source of this 579-nucleotide messenger RNA. It is a transcript of the gene EMRE, whose product is annotated as essential MCU regulator, mitochondrial. NCBI's taxonomy places the organism in Eukaryota, Metazoa, Arthropoda, Insecta, Coleoptera, Tenebrionidae. The transcript has a single exon. The coding region runs from base 136 to 408 and encodes 90 amino acids. Gene Ontology annotation, biological process: calcium import into the mitochondrion; mitochondrial calcium ion homeostasis. The record is from RefSeq and is a predicted model, not a curated record. Gene Ontology annotation, cellular component: uniplex complex; mitochondrial inner membrane.
UUUAUUUCGAUGUAGAGGGCGCCAGCUCACAUCAUUGAUCUGGCAGGUGGUCUUUGCAUCUGGAUUUUUCUAUAAAAAGUUUGGUUAUAUUUUUAAAUAAAGUACCAGUGCCAAGUAAUCCUAGUUUGUGUUAAAAUGGUGCUGUCUCGACUAAAUCCCAUCGUGAAGCAACGUGUGUUACGAAAUCACCAAAAUUUGGUCAGUUUGGGCCCCAUCAGAACAAGAGUUUACUCAAAAACAGGCGGUCUGCUACCCGAGCCCCACAGGACCUCAUUUGGAAUCAUUCGUUUAAUCUUGACUGUAGUACCAGGUUUGUUAAUUGGAGCUGCAAUUAGUAAAAGUAUUGCCAAUUUUCUCGAAGAAAAUGAUUUAUUUGUCCCAUCAGAUGAUGACGAUGAUGAUGACUAAUUAGAUCCUCUUACUUAGAAAUAAAACUCAGUGCUUGUUAAAACCUAUUUAUUUAUCUAGAUUGUUCAAUAAGUUAGUGUAACAUGUAUAAUAAAGUUAGUAGAAUGUCCACAGUUGAGCUCCGUCUCUGUUAAUACUGUGAUUUUUUUUUAAAUAAAUUUUGGCACGUUA